AUGGACUGCUUCCUCGACUUCUGCCUUGCUUGUGACAAGCAAACCAGCGAAGGCCUCUACUGCUCUCAAGCUUGCCGCUUGGCCGACCUCGAGAAGGCUGGCUCAUCAACACCUUCAUCACCCUUCUCGCCUGUUAUGGAGUCAAGCUCUUCCUCGUACUUCCCUUCCGGCUCGAGUGGCUUCCAGCUCCCCGAGGCUUUCAGCUUUAAGCCUGCCAGCACUUCAACCUUCACCGAAUCAUCAUCACCUCGCCGUGCCUUGUCACCAUCAUCAUCACGAAGCUCGUUGUCGUCCUCGGCAGGCAGCCAAACCGGCACCAUCAUCUCAGAGCAAGCACGCACAGAGCUCCAGACCUACGUCAGCGCCUUUGACCAGACGCGCGAGAUGAAGAGGCGUUCAUUGAGCAGCCACUGA
Aureobasidium vineae is the source of this 414-nucleotide messenger RNA. Lineage: Eukaryota; Fungi; Ascomycota; Dothideomycetes; Dothideales; Saccotheciaceae. The record is from the annotation of a GenBank genome assembly.